GAUUCAGUGUAUAUAAUUUAGUUUGUAGUGCUCAGCAAUAAUAUGGCUUUAUACAAGUUACAACAUAUUUAAGUUUUAUAUGUGGUAAAUUAAAACAUACAUCAUCGGCAUCAUAAUCCUUGUUAGCAGGGACAUUCCGUGAUUAUUUUUUUUAAAUAAGUUCUGGUAGGCCUAGUUGGUACCGUUCAACACCCUUUCUGUCGAGAGUUGUGGAAAAACAAGACGACCAUCGAGACGAAGUACGAAGGUCCAUUAAUAAUCGGUUCCUCGAAUGUAUUUGCUUUAAAAAUGAUGCAGCAGUGAUACAGCUUUCUCUAACCACCAUCUUUCAUGAGUGUGUUCAUGACUCUUGAUUUCGGAAGAACUGACCACAGAACUGAAGUUAUAAAUGCUGCGCUGUGGUGCUGACAGCCUAACCGGCGUGGUUCCCGGCGAGGGUAGAAUGAAGAUGGCGACGGAAAGCGAUAUCAAAGACAAUUGGUACACCUGUUGAGCAGGCUUUCAUGACAAGGAGAGUGUGUAGAGGCUGGCCCCGGAAACAUCCAGAGACCACACCUAUGUUGUAACUGAGCGCGCCCGGUCCAAAAGAUGACUAAUUCCUUGAUGCAAUCCCUCAGCCAGUCAGCAACAGCUUAAUAUCUUCAACAAAAAAAGGACACGCUUCCUUCCCUUCUUUAGCUCUGUGACCAGGAUGAUGCAACCCCUAUUGUGCUGUCCGAGAUUGAAGUACUACAGUCCAUCUAUCUUGAGGAACUGAGGGUCAGUCGUAAAAGCGACAGGGACUGGGAUGUGAGUGUGGACCUGUAUCCCUCUACAGCCGAGGACUCACUCUCCCAGUUCGUCCGACUCACACUCACCUUAACCAUGGACUCCCAGUACCCUUCCUCUGCUCCCUCCAUCUCCAUUCACAAUCCUCGGGGCCUCUCCGAUGACAAGCUGCUCAGUGUGCGACGCUGUCUGGAGGCUGAAGCCCAGGCCUGCCUCGGGACCCCUGUUCUGUACCAGCUCAUCCAGAAAGCCAAAGAAAUCCUGACGGAGAGCAACAUUCCUCACGGGAGCUGCGUCAUUUGCCUGUACGGCUUCAAGGACGGAGAGGUGUUCACGAAGACGGGCUGCUAUCACUACUUCCACUCCCACUGCCUGGGGCGCUACGCGGCGCACUCCGAGAGCGAGCUGCAGGAACGGGCCAGGGAGCGGGAGGAGGACAAGACCCGGGGGAGGAUGGAGGGCCAGGAACUGUCUGUGGUGUGUCCAGUUUGUCGAGAACCACUGACCUACGACCUGGAAGUUCUUCUAAAUUCCCCUACGCCUCAUUUUCCCAAGACUGAGGAAACGGUCCUCGGGCCAGAGUUUCGAAAGAAGUGGGCCAAACUUCAGAGCGUUCUGGAGCGACAGCGGGAAAGAGGCGGGGUCAUAGACCCUGAGGCGGAGUCUAGCCGUUUCCUCAUACAUAUUAAUCAGCCACCGGCCGAUGCCGGCAGCGUUGCUCCUGACCCAGACUCUCCUCCCAGCCCACCACUUCCCGCCUCCAUCCCUCCCUCCACCAAUCAGGUCACAGCAUCUCAGGGUCCACAGCCGUCCAGCCAAUCGGAGCGCAGGGCCGGGUCCGGUGGCAGGAGGCGCGGCCAAUCGAAGUGGAGCAGGAGGCGCGAGGCCCAGCCGGAGCCCCGGGGCCUGAGCGAGGAGGGCGUGGCCAAACUCAGCCUCUCGUCGGGGCGAGACCCUGCGCGGCAGCCUCGCCCGGCGGAGACAGCCCGGGCCGAGCGGAGCGGGGAAAUCAGCCGACCGCAUGCCGUCGCUCACGACAACGCUCACGCCGUCGCUCACGGCGACGGACAGCAGCACACCCUAAACCAGUCGUGCCCGGAUAUUUUAAAAUCUAACAGCCAGGCUGACCCCAUGCCUGGGAGGGGGCGGGGCCAGAGGCACGGCCAAUGGGGGAGAGGACGGAGGAGGGGCUCCGGUCAGCAGCCCAGACGUUUGGACGAGAGGCACGUACACGGCCCGGACGCCCCGAGGGAGGGCGCGCCCCACUGGGGAGGCCGGGGGGGGGGCUACAGGGGGCGAAGAGGAACGGAUCACUACACCCAUUUUAGAGGAGGCGGGGAUAACAGGAAGAGUGGGAGGGGUUUCACUCAGAGAGAGGCGGAUUCGGAGGUGGCAGGAGGCGAGGGGCCGUGAAGAGGGGGAUGAGCUGUACCUCAAUUUAACAUCCCCCAAAAUAAACCUGCUCUCUGCCUGCCGCUGUCCUGCUGUGUUCUGUGUGUGCGCAUUCCCCACUGACACCGGGUCAAGCUUUACAGUUUACAGCACUACACAACCCAAGCUUACAUCUUCAGUUAGAGAAGGGUUUGUCUUGCCGAUAGCGCCGUAGGUACAGCUAAUGAGCUUUCAUUGGGUUGGUCCCAUUUUUUGGUUCGGUUGGUUCGAAGAAUCACCUUAUUUUCCCCACUUUAGCUCAAGUGGGGUUUUUCUGUUGUUUUUUUAUUUUUAUUUUUUUAUUCCUCUGGUGAACACCCACAGUGAAAUGCUUGUGUGACAACCUGCUUGUUAAAGGCCCAGCGCUAUACAAAUAAAGAAUGACCGAAACACUGAUUAAUAACACUAUCAGAUCAAUGGCAAUGACACCAAUGUAUAAAACUUAUCAAACCUAUGAAAGCAAAGAUUAUUUUGGAACUCAUGUUAUUUCCUGUACUUUCCUUUUUUCACACACUGAACUCGGCCAAUGUAAAAUAAAGCAAACGUAAGAGGCAGUCCUGACAUUGUCAACAGUACUAUUGUAAAGUUACAGAAAUACAUGUGAGGGGUGUUUACAUUCAUAUAAGCACUUAAUUUGAUAUUAGUGUUGCUGUAAACUCAGUAAACAUGCUAGUGAUGAACGUACCCAAAGCAAAUACUGAUGCAAAUAAACCAACUGCUAAAAUUG
Conger conger (European conger) is the source of this 2926-nucleotide messenger RNA. It is a transcript of the gene rnf25, whose product is annotated as ring finger protein 25. The transcript is spliced from 11 exons. Gene Ontology annotation, molecular function: protein binding; ubiquitin protein ligase activity. Bases 865 to 2181 code for a protein of 438 amino acids. Gene Ontology annotation, cellular component: nucleus. The record is from RefSeq and is a predicted model, not a curated record. Lineage: Eukaryota; Metazoa; Chordata; Actinopteri; Anguilliformes; Congridae. Gene Ontology annotation, biological process: protein ubiquitination.